UUUCCUAGCGAGCCACAACACCAUAACAACAGACGCGAGCUAGACGGAAGCAUCGCGCUUUAUCAGGUGAAAAACUCUAUUUUCUAUUGUUUUGUUUAGAUUUCCCAACUUAUCAACCACUGCUACUACUACUACUACUAACACUACGACGGUGAUCGCGCUUUCGUAACACGUCGACCGGAUGACACGUACAGGAGAAAAUGGCAAGGAUCGGCGUCGGUCGCGAAGCAAGUCGAACUCUCCGGAGCGCAAGAAGAAGCGCUCGAGAAGUCACGAUCGGAGCAAAUCCGGCGCCUCUCGUUCGUCCGCGAACAAUGGCAGUGCGAAUGCAUCCGGCAUGGGAAGUAUUUCCGGCAGCGGCGGCAGCAGCAGCAGCAGCAGUAGUAGCGCCGCUCGCCGAGAACGCCACCGGGAAGAGCAUCGGGAGCGUGAACGGGAACUGUGGGAGCGGGAGAAGGAACGAGACCGCGAGCUGGAAAAGGAACGUGAGAAGGAAGCUGCCCGCAAGCGGGAACGGGAGAAGGAGAGGGAAAAGCUACGGGAGCAGGCAACCAAGUAUGCCCAAAGCGUUAGCAGCAGCGGCAAACAGUCCAAGUUUGACCAGAUGCCCCCGGGGAUGAUGGCACCCCCGCCUCUGCUCCCUCCGACGGUAGUGGUGGUAGAAAAGUUGGCCGAAGAGAAAAAGGUAUUCCGGGAGCGGCCCAAGGAAGAGGUGUACGAGGUGCCGGUGGCACCGAUGGACAAGGAGGAGGAGCAGCGUCGCCUGGAGCAGGAGAUGACGAAGCGCCGGGAGCGGAUCGAACGGUGGCGGGCGGAACGCAACAAAAAGGAGCAGGAAAUUAAGAAACCGCUGCCCACGAUCGUGCCCGUCUCGGUGUCCGGUGCGAAAAAGUGGAGCCUCGAGGACGACGAGGAAGACGACGAAACGGAGGACGCAAAGGAUAAGGCGGACGGAGCGGCCGAGGAGGAGGAAGAGAUCGAUCCGCUGGACGCGUUCAUGAAGGAGGUCAAUGAGGAGGUGCGCAAAGUGAACAAACUGUCCAACCCGCUGCCCAAAACGGACGGUAAAGCGUCGAACAGUGGCGUUACGAUCAUCACCGGCGUGGCCAAGCAGAAGCAGGAAACGAAAAAGGGCGAACUGAUCGAGCAGAACCAGGACGGGCUGGAGUACUCGUCGGAGGAGGAGCAGGAGGACAUUAAAGACACGGCGGCGAAUCUGGCCAACAAGCAGAAGAAGGAGCUGGCGAAAAUAGACCAUUCCGGCAUCAACUAUAUGCCCUUCCGGAAGUCGUUCUACGUGGAGGUGCCGGAAAUUGCGCGCAUGACACAGACGGAGAUCGACGCGUACAAGAAGGAGCUGGAGGGCAUUGCGGUCAAGGGCAAGGGGUGCCCGAAACCGAUCAAAACAUGGGCCCACUGCGGCGUGUCGAGGAAGGAGUUCGAGGUGCUGCGUAAGCUCGGGUUCGAGAAGCCCACACCGAUCCAGUGCCAGGCCAUACCGGCCAUCAUGUCCGGUCGGGAUCUGAUCGGCAUCGCAAAAACGGGCAGCGGAAAAACUCUUGCCUUCAUUUUGCCCAUGUUCCGGCACCUUCUCGAUCAGCCGCCGUUAGAGGACGGGGAUGGACCGAUCGCUAUCAUAAUGACGCCGACGCGGGAGCUAUGCAUGCAGAUCGGAAAGGAUAUUAAGAAGUUUUCUAAAUCCUUGAACCUCCGGACGGCUUGCGUGUAUGGUGGCACGGGCAUAUCGGAGCAGAUAGCGGAGCUGAAGCGGGGCGCAGAGAUUAUCGUCUGUACGCCGGGCCGUAUGAUUGACAUGCUGGCGGCUAAUUCGGGUCGCGUUACAAACCUGCGCCGGGUUACGUACGUUGUGCUGGACGAGGCGGACCGUAUGUUCGACAUGGGCUUUGAACCGCAGGUAAUGCGCAUCAUUGAUAACGUGCGUCCCGAUCGGCAGACGGUAAUGUUUAGUGCUACGUUCCCCCGCCAGAUGGAGGCGCUUGCACGAAGGAUCCUGAAAAAGCCGAUCGAGGUGCAGGUCGGUGGCCGAUCGGUCGUCUGUAAGGAUGUGGAGCAGCACGUGGUUGUGCUGGAUGAUGAGGCCAAGUUUUUCAAACUGCUCGAACUGCUCGGAAUUUACCAGGAGCAGGGUAGUAUCAUCGUGUUUGUCGAUAAGCAGGAAAAUGCCGACAGCCUGUUGAAGGAUCUGAUGAAGGCGUCCUAUCCGUGCAUGAGCUUGCACGGCGGUAUUGAUCAGUUCGAUCGGGACUCGACCAUGGUAGAUUUUAAGCAGGGCCGUGUAAAACUAUUGAUCGCUACCUCAGUUGCCGCUCGCGGGUUAGAUGUGAAGCAGCUCAUCCUGGUCGUUAACUAUGACUGUCCGAAUCACUACGAAGACUACGUGCAUCGCUGUGGCCGGACGGGACGUGCAGGGGCAAAAGGAUUCGCGUGGACAUUCCUUACGCCCGAGCAGGGACGCUACUCCGGUGACAUUAUUCGUGCUCUCGAGCUGUCCGGUGGCACAGUGCCGGAGGAUUUGCGGAACCUCUGGGACACGUACAAAGCAGCACAGGAGGCAGAGGGCAAGAAGGUCCACACCGGCGGUGGCUUCAGUGGCAAAGGGUUCAAGUUUGAUGCCCAGGAAGCGGCCGCUGUAAACGAACGCAAGAAGAUGCAAAAGGCUGCCCUAGGAUUGCAGGAUUCGGACGAUGAGGAAGAUCUCGAGCAGGACAUUGAUCAGCAGAUCGAAAACAUGUUCGCAACGAAGCGCAUUGUGAAGGAGGUUGAGCCACCUGCCAGCAAUAAACACGAGCAGCAGAAUAAUCCACCGCCGGCACCGGCUCCCCCGGUACCGAGUGUGACGCACUCGGACAAGCUCGAACUGGCCAAGCGGUUGGCAUCGAAGAUUAAUCUGCAGAAGACGCUGGGCACGGAUUCGAAGGGUGCGACACAGCAGGCCGCAGAAGCAAUACUGAAGGGUGCCAACACGCAGCAGUUGAUUGCCGCCAAAACGGUCGCGGAGCAGUUGGCAGCCAAGCUUAAUAACAAGCUCAACUAUCAACCGAAGGACGAAGAGGAACCGGUGGUGGAAACGAAUGAGCAAGUGUUCCGCAAGUAUGAGGAAGAGCUAGAGAUCAACGAUUUCCCGCAGCAGGCUCGCUGGAAGGUUACAUCUAAGGAAGCGUUAGCGCAAAUAUCUGAAUACUCCGAGGCGGGUCUUACCGUGCGCGGUACGUACGUGCCACCAGGUAAAAACCCUCCGGACGGCGAGCGUAAGCUGUACCUUGCUAUCGAAAGCUGCAAUGAGCUAGCUGUGACGAAAGCGAAACGUGAAAUUACGCGCCUGAUAAAGGAAGAGCUGCUGAAACUGCAAGCGUCCUCUCACCACGUUAUUAAUAAGGCACGAUACAAGGUGGUAUAAGCGCAUCAAAGUCAAACGUUGCAUCCUGGUAGCCGAGCGACUGGUAGCACGAGAACGUACAUGCCACGAAAAUAGAGCAACUUAUUGCUUUCAAAAUAAAGUAAUUACACUCCUAGCAAUAGAAGAAAAAAGAUGUAAACAGCAAUUCUGCUCAGGCUUAGAAGAUCAAUAUAUGCGAAAUGUAAUUAAAUGUUGGAAGUGGGGCGAUCUAGACAAACUUGAACUAGUAAUCAUGACCGUGGCCCACUUUCUUGAGCACAAAAUUUUCACAACACUGGUUG
This is a messenger RNA of Anopheles merus, 3699 nucleotides long. It is a transcript of the gene Prp5, whose product is annotated as probable ATP-dependent RNA helicase DDX46. The transcript has 5 exons. Gene Ontology annotation, molecular function: nucleic acid binding; RNA helicase activity; ATP binding. NCBI's taxonomy places the organism in Eukaryota, Metazoa, Arthropoda, Insecta, Diptera, Culicidae. The record is from RefSeq and is a predicted model, not a curated record. Gene Ontology annotation, cellular component: nucleus. Gene Ontology annotation, biological process: mRNA splicing, via spliceosome. Bases 182 to 3418 code for a protein of 1078 amino acids.